GAGGGCAGGAAAAAAACAAGCUGAGAAAAUUGUUCGAGGAAAACGAAAGUACUACCAUUAAAUUUAAAUUGAACAAGUCCCUCAUUUCGAUAGGAAAACGUCACAUUUUGUAGUUAGUUUGAAGAGUUGGGGCAGCGGUGUCGCGCUGAUCGCAGAAGGCAGCGUUCAUCUGGUAAAAGAAAAGUGAUCGGAGUCGGUAGCUUGUGUUUGUGUUAUUGUACUGGCUACCAGCGUACAACUGUUAUGAGGUGUCAAUAAGUUUAAAGGUGGACGAAGGCUGGAAUGCGAAGGCCCUGGCAUUUGAGCUGGGUUUCAGAGGUCAUCAUCAUCGCAUGACAAAGCCUGACUGACAGAUUCAUCUUCAUCUUUCAGAUACAGUAUUUCCAUUUUCUGUGCCUAAGGUGAACACCAUGAAGGGUGGAGGAAGGGGGAAGGAGCCACCUGUGGAGGGCGAGGUCAGCGGCAAGCGGCCCAAACGCAAGUGUCUCCAGUGGCACCCGCUGCUGUCCAAGAAGGCCCUGGACUUCUCUGAGGAGGAGGAGGAGGAAGACGAGGAGGAGCUGGAGAAGGAGCCACUGCUUUCCAGGGAAAGCGGGGGCCAGGAGGCAGAGUGCGGGGCCACAGAGGAGGAGGGGGAGGAGGAGACGUCGGAGCAGCGUGCCCGCCGCCCCAUGAACGCCUUCCUGCUCUUCUGCAAGCGCCACCGUUCCCUGGUGAGACAGGAGCACCCCCGGCUGGACAACCGCGGGGCCACCAAGAUCCUGGCUGACUGGUGGGCCGUGCUGGAUCCCAAGGAGAAGCAGAAGUACACUGACAUGGCAAAGGAGUACAAGGAUGCUUUCAUGAAGGCAAACCCAGGGUACAAGUGGUGCCCUACGACUAACAAGCCAGUAACCACUCCCUCCCACGCCAUCAGCACCCCACGCAAAAAGGUCUGGUCCCUCUCGACUAACCCGCCCAAGGACUGUGCCAUUGUCAAAAAAGUGCCCAAGACUGACAGCACGCCCCAGCUCAACUUCGCCAUGGCAGAUCCGACCAAAAUGGGAGGCCUGAGCCUGCUUCUGUUAGCCGGAGAGCACGCGCUGACUGCCCGUGAGGUCUCCUCCAGCACGGCCACAGCGGCGGCAGACCCGGACAAGCAGAGCGGGAAGUCGGCCUUAUUUCAUCUCGCUGAGAUUUCCUCCAGCUCUUCUCAGUCAGGGGCUGCAGACGUUGCUAAGCACCCUGGGAAACCUGCCCUCUUCCAGCUAGCAGAGCAGAUCUCCUCCAGCACCUCACACGCUACUGGAUCAGAGGGAAAGCAGUGCGGACAGUCUGCUCUCUUUCAGCUUGCUGAAAUGUGUUUGGCUUCUGAGGCGGGGAAGAUGGAAGCUUUGUCUGUGCAGCCAGUGGCAGACCCACCCACAACCCCCUCCUCUCACAGCACUUCAGAGACCAGCAACAGUCAGGAUGUCCCCGAUCUUCCUCUGUCCUCUCCUUCCUCCUCCUCCUCUGCCUCUUCCUCUUCCUCCUCCUCCUCAUCUUCCUCCUCCUCCUCUUCCUCCGCAUCUUCCUCCGCAUCCUCCAGCCCCACCGACGCCAGCCCACCAACGCUCAGCCAGCCCAAGAAUGUGAAGAAGAAGAAGAAGAAGAAGAAGAAGGACAGGAGCGAGGGCCCCAGGCCCGACGGGAGCCCGGGCUCGCCCAAGAAGCCCUGCAAGAAGCGCCAGUCCUCCGACUCAGACCUGGAGAGCGUCAUGUACACCAUCGAGGCGGUGGCCAAGGGGGCCUGGGGGCCCGCAGACGAGGCGCCCAGGAAGAAGAGCCGCCUGUCGGGCGGCCCAGAGGAACCCAGCUCACCAAAGAAGAAGACAAAGCCCAAAGUGAAGAAGCCCCCCAAGACGAAAGAGGAGGAGGACUCCGUGGUGGAGGACUGCAAGCCCGUGGAGCCAGAAGCACCCCCACCUAGGCCCGAGGAAGGGGUGGAGGAGCCGGAGGUGAAGGCGGAGCCCCUGACCCCGGCGGAGCAGCCCCGCUCUCCCAGCCCUCUACCCGUCCCUCUCAAAGCGGAGGAGAAGGAGGCCGAGGCCAAGCCCGAGAGCUGUGGCUCCAGGAAGUCAGAGAGGACCUGCAAGGGGGCCCUGUACAAGACUCUGGUGUCUGAAGGAAUGCUGACCUCUCUGAGGGCCAACGUGGACAGAGGGAAAAGGGGCUCAGCCCGUGGCAGCGUCUCUGACCACGAGGGCGGCUGGUCCGAUGAGAGCUGGGCGUUUGCACAGACAGGUGCCAGCAGCACCAAGAAGCUCAAGAAGUCCAAACCGAAAGAUGAGUCCAUUCCUGGUCUCGGGAAAUUGGAGGAGGAGUUCGAGAAGAAGUUCAACAGCCUGCCACAGUACAGCCCCCUGACGUUUGACAAGAAGAGCACCUCGGUCACCAAGAAGAAGAAGGCCAGUGGGAACGGGGCACACGAGCUGACCAAGACCUGCAGGGGUCCAUCUUCAUCUCAGAAAAAGAAUUUAUUCCACAAGAUUGUUAGCAAGUACAAGCACAAAAAGGAGAAACCCAGUACCUUGGAUAAAGCCAUAGUCACACAAGACCCCCCUGCGCCAGACGCGGCACUGAAGGUCAAGCCGGCCGCCCCCUGCGGCCCGCUGUCCCUGGAGGCGCUGGGGGCAGCCGAGAUGCUGGUGGGCAGCCAGAAGAGGAAGGCCAGGAAGAGUAAGAUCACCCACCUGGUGCGCACGGCGGAUGGCAGGGUGUCCCCGGCAGAAGAGGACAAAGCCAAGGAGCUGGCCCAGGAUCAGGACAAAAAGCCAUUAACCCAAGAGACUUUAUGCAAUGAAGGAGGGUGCUAUGCUGACCCCAGGACCCAGGGAGCGGGCGACGGCGCCGCAGACAGGCCCAGUGUGCCCACUCUCCCAGCGUUCUUCAGCCUGGCUGCCCUGGCCGAAGUGGCAGCCAUGGAGAACGUGCACAGAGGCCAGCGCGCCAUCACCAUGGCAGGCGAGGGACAGUCGAAGGAAAUGGCCCAGACCCCUGUGCUCAUCUCCUGCGCGGAUCAGUGAAGGCACCCCCCCACCCUGACCCCCC
This is a messenger RNA of Megalops cyprinoides (Indo-Pacific tarpon), 3069 nucleotides long. Its product is annotated as HMG box transcription factor BBX. Lineage: Eukaryota; Metazoa; Chordata; Actinopteri; Elopiformes; Megalopidae. Gene Ontology annotation, molecular function: RNA polymerase II transcription regulatory region sequence-specific DNA binding; DNA-binding transcription factor activity, RNA polymerase II-specific. The transcript is spliced from 16 exons. Gene Ontology annotation, cellular component: nucleus. Bases 411 to 3044 code for a protein of 877 amino acids. Gene Ontology annotation, biological process: regulation of transcription by RNA polymerase II. The record is from RefSeq and is a predicted model, not a curated record.